Messenger RNA from Paramecium sonneborni, 965 nucleotides. NCBI's taxonomy places the organism in Eukaryota, Ciliophora, Oligohymenophorea, Peniculida, Parameciidae. The record is from the annotation of a GenBank genome assembly.
AUGGAAGAUUAAAAAGCCAGAAAAAUAUAAAAGUACAACUCCAUCAUUCUAUUUUAGAGCAUGGAGAUCAUUUACUAAUAAAAAAAUAUUCCAAUACUACAAAGAUAUUAUUUUAUUUAAAUGCAAGUAUAACUAUAACUGUUAAUAUUAGAGGAAACCCUGCUAGAUUAUUAAAAGCUAUUAAUCCAAAUGAAGCUCAAUUAUUAGAUGCUGCUUGUAAAUCACAUAUUAGAUUUAGACUUGGAGGAGAAGUAUAUUAUUUAUUUUAUCUUUUUAGCAAUUUCCUCCCAUUAUUUAUUAUAAAAUAUAUAGUCAUGGAGGAAUUGUAGAUCUUAAUGCUUUUGCUCCUAGAGAUUAUUCAUCAUUAUAAAGAGAUCCAAUUCCACAUGAAAAAGUUGCAUACUCAGAAUAUAAGAAGAAUUAAUAAAAAUAUGAUAAUCAAGGAUGGUAUUUAAGAUUAGAUAAUAAUGGAUGGAGACCAGUUAUUAUUUAUAUUUACAUUUUUAUAGAUCUCAAACAAAUAAAUGAUUAAAGCAGAUUUUGUUGAAUUAUACACUGCCAACAAAAUCAGAUAUUAUCACCAUAAAAAAGAUAAAAGAGAAGAAAAAGUUAAUAAAAAGACAAGACUUAAUAAAUUAAAAUGGGCAUAGAGUAUUUAAAAAUAAAAAGAGGGAACUCAAUAAUCCAAAUAAGUUUAAUAAUAAUAAGACUUCUUUACUUAAACUAAAUAAUAUUUAGAAAUGGAGGAUGUAUGAUUUUUACUUAUUCUAAGGAUGAAUUUGAUAAAGAAGUAUAAAAUCUAAUUGAUUGGAGUGAAAAUUUAGAUUAUGAUAAAUAUAUGGCAGAAUGGUUUUAAUUAUCUACCUCUAAUGCAAGCGAAAAUUAUGUAGUUUAGUAAAUCCAUGUAUUUUUAAUAUUACUAUUUUUAGUAAACUAAAAUUGAUUCAGUCUUUAAAGGUACUUGA